AGAUCAUUGCUGCCUAUUUCAUCCGGUAGACUUAAUUUAGCAUUUCUCUGCCAAUCCAGUGAAGUAUGAAUAUUUUACUUCUUUUAGUGUUAUCUUUGUCAGGGUGUCCUUUGGAGGUAAGCCCCCAAAACCCUGUACAGAUUCGGUCUGAGAACUCUCUAGUGUUGGUGGCAUCAGGACGUGAGGUCAUCUUCACAGUACAGACUGUACCUGAUGUUCUUGCCAUCACAUGGACCUCUCCUGGAGGAGAGAGUCUGGGCCUGUGGACUAAUGGCCAGUCUGUUCUGAACCAGAUCGCCCAGUACCAGGAUAGAGUCACCUUGACGGGGACUCAACUCAGGAUCAGUGCUAGCCAAAUCAGUGAUGCUGGAAACUACACUGUUACCUUUUAUCCAGCUAGCACCUCUGGACUUAGCGUCAGCUCACUCUCAGUUGCGCUAAAUGUCUUUGAUGCCGUGGCUGGAGUGAGUCUCGAUGUGCCAAGUGGAGUUAUAGAAGAAAAAAAUGUGUCAAUUCAGUGUAACUGGACUCGAGGCCAAAAAGCCACUGUGGUUUGGAGUAAAGGAGGCUCAGUUUUGUCCUCAAACUCCCAUGCCAACAUUAGUCGGGGCUCUCUGUUCAUCAGUCCAGUGAGGAGGGAGGAUGCGGGUGAAUACACCUGCACUGUGAGCAACCCAGUCAGCCAACAGGAGUCUGUGGCCAGCCUGGUUGUGCAUUCAAUAAACCAGAGCCCAGUACAGAUUCGGUUUGAGAACUCUCCAGUGUUGGUGGCAUCAGGUCGUGAGGCCAUCUUCACAGUACAGACUGCAUCUGAUAUUCUUGCCAUCACAUGGACCUCUCCUGGAGGAGAUAGUCUGGGCCUGUGGACUAAUGGCCAGUCUGUUCUGAACCAGAUCGCCCAGUACCAGGACAGAGUCACCUUGACUGGAACUCAACUCCGGAUCAGUGAUAGCCAAUUCAGUGAUGCUGGAAACUACACUGUUACCGUUUAUCCAAAUAGCACCUCAGGGCUUCGUGUCAGUUCAUUCUCAGUUGCCCUAAAGGUGUUUGAUGCUGUGUCUGGAGUGAGGCUUUAUGUGCCCACUGGAGUUGUGGAAGAAAGAAAUGUGUCAUUGCAGUGCAACUGGAUCGAAGGCGAAGAGACCACUGUGGCCUGGAGAAAAGGAGGCUCAGUUUUGUCCUCAAAUUCCCGCAUCAACAUCAGUGAGGGCUCCCUGUUCAUCCACCCAGUCAGGAGGGAAGAUGCAGGUGAUUACACCUGCAUUGUGACCAACCCUGUCAGUGAAAAGGAGUCUACGGCCAGCCUGAUCGUGCACACAAUGUUGCAGAACCCAGUACCGAUUAACUCUGAGGACUCCACAGUGCUGGCUGCAUCAGGUCGUGAGGUCAUCUUCACAGUGCAGACUGUUCCUAAUAUUUUUGCCAUUACAUGGACCUCUCCUGGAAGAGAUAUUCUUGGGAUAUGGAGUAAUGGCCAGUCUGUUCUAAACCAGAUCGCCCAGUACCAGGACCGAGUCACCUUGACGGGGACUCAACUCAGGAUCAGAGCUAGUCAAAUCAGUGAUGCUGGAAACUACACUGUUACCGUUUAUCCAACUAACACCUCAGGGCUUGGCAUCAACUCACUCUCAGUUGAGCUUAAGGUGUAUGAUGUCUUGGCUGGUGUGCAUCUUGAUGUGCCCACUGGAGUUAUAGAAGAAACCAAUGUGUCACUGCAAUGCAGCUGGACUGAAGGCCAAGAGACCACUGUGGAUUGGAGUAAAGGAGGCUCGGCCUUGUUUACACACUCUCACAUCAGCAUUAGUCGGGGCUCCCUGUUCAUCAGUCCAGUGAGGAGGGAGGAUGCGGGUGAAUACACCUGCACUGUAAACAACCCUGUCAGUCGACAGCAGUCUGUGGCCAGCCUUGUUGUGCACACAAUGUUCCUGGAUCCAGUACAUAUUCAGUUUGAGGACUCCACAGUGCUGGUUGCGUCAGGUCGUGAGGCCGUCUUCACUCUACAGCUUGUGCCUGAUAUUCUUGCCAUUAAAUGGACCUCUCCUGGAGGAGAUAGUCUGGGACUGUGGUCUAACAGUCAGUCGGUUCAGAACCAGAUUGCCCAGUACCAGGACCGAGUCACCGUGACAGCAACUGAACUCAGGAUCAGUGCUAGCCAAAUCAGUGAUGCCGGAAACUACACUGUUACUGUUUAUCCUGCUAGCGUCUCUGGGUUUAGCAUCAGCUCACUCUCAGUUGAGCUAAAGGUGUUUGAUGUGGUGGCUGGAGUGAGACUGUCUGGGCCAGUUGGAGUUAUAGAAGAUAAAAAUGUGUCACUCCAAUGCAACUGGACUAAAGGUCUGGAGACCACUGUGACUUGGAAGAAAGGAGGCUCAGUCUUGUUUUCAAACUCCCGUGUCACCAUUAUUGAAGGUUCUCUGUUCAUCAGUCCAGUCAGGAGGGAGGAUGCGGAUGAAUACACCUGCAUUGUGAGCAACCCUGUCAGUCAACAGGAGUCUACGGCCAGCCUUGUUGUGUAUUCAAUGUUGCAGAACCCUGUACAGAUUCGGUCUGAGAACUCUCCAGUGUUGGUGGCAUCAGGUCGUGAGGUCAUCUUCACAGUACAGACUGUACCUGAUAUUCUUGCCAUCACAUGGACCUCUCCUGGAGGAGAGAGUCUGGGCCUGUGGACUAAUGGCCAGUCUGUUCUGAACCAGAUCGCCCAGUACCAGGACAGAGUCACCUUGACUGGGACUCAACUCAGGAUCAGUGCUAGUCAAAUCAGUGAUGCUGGAAACUACACUGUUACCGUUUAUCCAGCUAGCACCUCUGGGCUUAGCGUCAGCUCACUCUCAGUUGUGCUUAAAUGUCUUUGGUAA
This is a messenger RNA of Xyrauchen texanus (razorback sucker), 2855 nucleotides long. RefSeq names its product hemicentin-1-like. Bases 66 to 2855 code for a protein of 929 amino acids. Lineage: Eukaryota; Metazoa; Chordata; Actinopteri; Cypriniformes; Catostomidae. The transcript is spliced from 10 exons. The record is from RefSeq and is a predicted model, not a curated record.